Messenger RNA from Chondrus crispus (carragheen), 1227 nucleotides. RefSeq lists its product as hypothetical. The record is from RefSeq and is a predicted model, not a curated record. The transcript has a single exon. NCBI's taxonomy places the organism in Eukaryota, Rhodophyta, Florideophyceae, Gigartinales, Gigartinaceae. Bases 1 to 1227 code for a protein of 408 amino acids.
AUGGAGUCGGAGGAAGCAACACCCGACCCAAUAACCGCUGCAGCGCACGACGUAUCCGAAGGCAAUCAUGAUCAGCGAGACGAUGGGAACAAAGCGCACGAGAACGAGGAAGACAACUCCAGCGAGUCACUCGCGGAGCGCUUCUCUCGACUGUGCGCAGAGAUUCCCAUCACCACUCCGUCAUCCACCGGGAAGCCUUCGCUUCCCGGCUUGCCUCCGGAACACGCUCGCUACUUAUCUCGCAAUCCCGACGGAGAGCUGUACAUGACCGCAGAGGCCGUUUCGGACGCUGAAGGGCCCAACCGCUGCGCCGUCAUAUCCGCUUUCCGCGCCGCGCUCGCUCAUGCUUAUGGUGACGGUGAUGUCGAGGGUACUAAGCCAGGGUCAAUAUUCCCCGACAGCCAUUCCGAUGCGACAGAACAUCCCGCCGGUACUCCCUCUGUAAGUUCCGAUAUCAGACCUUCCUUCUGCGCGAUGGGCGGCCAACCUGAAUUCGAGCCACCCGACAUUCAAGGUUUCACCUGGGACGAUUCCUUGUCAAAGCAAACAAUGGAUCACUUUGUUUCUGAAUGGCGAGCCGCCCGCGAGUCCCAAGAGCGCCUUGACGCAGAAGAGGCAGCUGUGGCCAUGGCCCGAGCGGCAGCAGCAAGCGCCGGACGAUCUCGUGCCAAUCCACGCCCUUCGUCUUCUCCACCACCCAGAAGAUACAGCUUCAAUCCAGACCCCGUGGUUUGGGCAGCUCAAGAAGAGGCAGCCGCAGCCGCGGUACUCAGAGAACUCAGAUCCAAUCUUGGAAAGCUCAGAAAAGGGAGCUCGAAAGCCCCACACGAAAGUAGUGCAAUUUGGACAUUGGUGAAAGAUGGCAAGGGCAAGCUCAAACCUCAGGCGGCUGCAGAGAUGGCACGCGCAAAAGUAGCAGCCGCGGCAGCUGCGGCAACAAUGAGAGAGGUCGACCCUGUGCCACCUACAGCGGAGAAUAGCAACUGCUCAGACCAAAGCAACCCAGUGGUAAUGCCGAAGAACCAUACUCAGCUUCUGUAUGAACAAUGGCGAUCGGAAAGACGCAGUAACUCGCACAAAUUUGAAAGUGUCUCAGACAAAGACGUUUGUUCCAACAGUCCGGGAUUCCCCAGAGCUCUUUCGUUGGAUUCAAGCACGAGAUUGAAGAACGUGGGGAAGAAGAAACGGGUUGAAUUUGCGGCAGGGACCGUAUUCAGCACGAAGUGA